CACACCGUUAUGAUGAUGAUUAUGGUGCAGUACGCCUGAUAGAUUGCUUAUUAGAUGACAGUAAUAAUGGGUAGAAGGCGACCAAGACCAAAUAAAAACAAACGGGAAAGAGAUGGGAAAGGAUAUCAAUCAGCGGUGAGGGAAAACAAGCUGUUUGAAAAGUAUUAUAAAGAACUUGGAAUUGUACCAGAACAGGAAUGGGACGCCUUUAUGAAUGCCCUUCGGGAGCCCCUACCAAUCACCUUCAGAAUCACUAGUUUUGGUGGGGAAACAGAAGAGUUGAAAAAGUUGGUAAAAACAGAGUACAUUGGAAAACUUUUAGAAGAGAAGUCAUCGAGCGACAAGCCAAAAGUUGUGUGUUUGCCAUGGUAUCCAGAUGAACUUGGAUGGCAAUUAAAUUCAUCCAGACAGGAAGUUCGGAAAGAUGCACGGUUUGAAAAAUUGAAGACAUUUCUUCUUCAGGAAACUGAAAGUGGCAGUAUUAGCAGACAAGAAGCUGUAUCAAUGAUACCACCAAUGUUGAUGGACGUAAAGCCACAUCACAAGGUUUUAGAUAUGUGUGCUGCUCCUGGUUCAAAAACAGCUCAGCUGAUUGAGUAUCUACACAACACUCCAGACAAUGAAAUGCCAGAGGGUUAUGUGGUUGCCAAUGAUGUGGACAACAAGCGAUGCUACUUGAUGACUCAUCAGGUCAAAAGGUUAAACAGUCCCUGCUGUGCCAUCAUUAAUCAUGAUGCUUCCUACCUGCCUAAUCUGAGAUGUGGGGAUGGCCCUCGUGAGUUUGUGAAGUACGAUCGUAUUUUGUGUGACGUCCCUUGUAGUGGAGACGGAACUCUGAGAAAAAAUCAGGAUAUCUGGACGAAAUGGACACCAAACCAAGGAAUAAACUUACACGGAAUUCAGGCCAAGAUCUUGAAGCGAGGAUUAGACUUGCUGGAGGUCGGAGGUCGUCUGGUGUACUCAACAUGUUCUCUCAACCCGGUGGAAGACGAGGCUGUUAUUGCUGGCAUGUUACAAAAGUGUGAAGGUUCAGUAGAACUGGUUGACGUAAGUGAGGAAAUUAAGAAUCUCAAAUAUACACCAGGAAUUUCACAGUGGAAGAUGAUGACUAAAGACGGUAGUCAGUUUUUUGAUGAUUACGAGUCUGUAUCAAACUACACUCAUUUCCAACCCUCCAUGUUCCCACCAACAAAGGAGGAAAGUGAAAAAUUAAACCUACACAGAUGUAUGAGAGUGUUACCACAUCAACAGGAUACAGGAGGGUUCUUUAUUGCAGUCCUGAGGAAAAACUCUACAGUACCAUGGCAACAGAAGAAAACACCAGCAAACACAGAACAGAAAGAACAAAACAAAACAGUGGAGACGAGUACCACAAAUGGAGGAGAGGCAAAGGAGGGUAAGGCCGAGGACAGCAAUCCUCCAUUGAAGGACCCAGAAGAUGGGAGAACAAAAAAGAGACCAGCAGAGGAGGAGGAAGAUUUGAACCCCAAACCAUCUAAGCAGGUGUCCAGGCGACUGCAUGGUUACAAAGAGGAUCCAUACAUCUUCUUGGAGGACGAUGACCCCAUGUGGGGCCCCAUCAAGAAUUUUUACGGGAUUCCUGAUGAUUUCCCGAGAAAUCAGAUUAUGUACAGGGCUGAGAACAGUCAGAGGAGAACGCUGUAUUACGUGUCAUCAGCCAUCAGAGAUCUGGUACGCAGGAACAACGAAAGAAUCAAAUUCAUCAACCUAGGGGUGAAAGUCUUUGGUCGGAGUAAGUCCCCGCUUGUUCCAGACUGUGAUUAUAGAAUUGCUCAAGAGGGCUUAGUGACAAUGAGGAGCUUGCUUACGAAGAGAUCAGUUAUCCUGACGAGGGAUGAUUUCAUUCUGGCUAUGACCAAGGAAAACCCCCUGUUCAAAGACUUCUCAGUAGAUGGCAGCCAGAAGUUCCACAAUAUGGAUACUGGAAGCAUAGUACUUCUGUACAAAGGAUCAAAUAGUGAGAUGCGGCCGGCCUGUGAUCUGGUGAUUUGUGGCUGGCGAGGGAAGACUUCUGUAAGAGCCUUCAUCAACAGUGGGCUCAGGUUCCAUUACUUAAGGCUGUUCAGUGAAAAACUGGCAGAGGAUUUGGCAAUCCAGUUAUUGGCAAAGAAGCAGCAGAAAAAAGAUAAAGAAAAGGCAACAGAAGAUGAGGAACACAUAGAUACAGAUCAAACAGGAAAGCAGGAGGGGGAUCUAAGGGAGGUGGAUUCAGAAGUGACCAAAGCUGAUGAGAUGGAUGAUAGUGAAGAAGUAGGCAAUGAUAAUGUAGAGGGUUGUGACAAUGACGAUGAUAUUGGGUCUACAGACAAUCCGAUUGAUGAAUGUGGGACCUGAGCAUCAGAAUGCAGAUUGGAAAUAGUGUUUUGAUGAAUAUUAUUUGGAAGAAUGAGAACUGAAGAUAAAGAAUCAUGUAUUCUUAGAAAUGUGUAAUGAGAGAAUAGUCAAAGUGAUUUGUCUCAUACUGUAACACAGUGUGAUGCUUUUGUUUCCCAUCACCUGUGUGAAGACUGUCCUUUAGUGUAACAUAUAUACAUAUACAAUGACAUUUAAGAUUUGAGUCCAAGUACUGAUAUACAAUAAGAAAUUUGAUAUCUUGCAAAAAUAUUAUUAAUAGGAGAGGUAUUCAACACAUUUAUGAAAUUAACGUGACAGGUAUUUCCGCUUGCUUAAGCAAUUUAUAUCAAAUUCAAAAUUGAGUAUUCUAAAAUGUGUGAAAAGAUUACCUCACAUUAAAUCUCGGAACAAUUUUAUUUGGGUUUGUCAUCUGUACAGACAU
This is a messenger RNA of Saccostrea echinata, 2797 nucleotides long. RefSeq names its product RNA cytosine-C(5)-methyltransferase NSUN2-like. Lineage: Eukaryota; Metazoa; Mollusca; Bivalvia; Ostreida; Ostreidae. Gene Ontology annotation, molecular function: tRNA (cytidine-N5)-methyltransferase activity; tRNA binding. The record is from RefSeq and is a predicted model, not a curated record. Bases 55 to 2355 code for a protein of 766 amino acids. The transcript is spliced from 21 exons. Gene Ontology annotation, biological process: tRNA methylation. Gene Ontology annotation, cellular component: cytoplasm; nucleus.